Molecule: messenger RNA, 1143 nt
Organism: Trichomonas vaginalis G3
Lineage: Eukaryota; Parabasalia; Trichomonadida; Trichomonadidae
Product: anterograde synaptic vesicle transport
Exons: 1
Coding region: 1-1143 (380 amino acids)
Biological process (GO): endocytosis
Cellular component (GO): cytoplasmic vesicle
Source: RefSeq, a predicted model, not a curated record
AUGCUCAAGGGUGUGAUUCUGUUUAACACCCGAGGAGACAUCUUAGUAGAUAAAAGCGGAGGUAGCGGUGUUACCAAAGCUGAUAUAGAAAUUCUUCGCGGAUCUAUUAUCCCUGUUAAGCGAUUUUCCCCGAUAUUUGAAUCAUUUGGGAAUAUAUACUUAACUCAUCAGGUCAAUGACGUUUACGUCGUUGGAGUAUGUAAUGAGCAAGCAGAAACUGUAUUUGUAGCAGACUUACUUAUUACUCUCUGCAAUUAUAUCGAAGAUCAAAUUAAAGUUCCUUUAUCAGAAGCAAAAAUUAAGACAGAUUUCGCAAUAAUAUAUAUGAUUAUAGAUCAAUUUUUAAUUGACGGGUACCCACUUGCAUCAGAUAUCCAUUCUUUAACUCAAUUCAUUUCAUCAGGCCAAAAUACGAAAUCUAAGGCAAGGUGGGGAUUCCGUGGGAAGAAAUACAUAGACUGUCAAGUUACAGAAACACUUGACGUAUUCUUUGAUUCAUCAGGUUAUAUAAACCUUUUCCAGAUACGAGGAGUCGUAAUUGUUGGUGCUAACCUCGAAUCAGGACUCAUAUAUCUGGAUUAUAAGGCUCCACCAAACGGUUUUGACCCAAUUUUUUCAUCAAAUGUCAAUAAAGUCCUCAACAAGGCAAAUGAACUUUCACUAGCCCCACCUCAAUAUCCAUCAGCAAUAAUUAAUUACACAGUUGUGGCUUCAGCCAUCACCCCUCCGAUUCUUCUUCGUCCGAGAUUCAUCUGGCAAAAGGACGGUGUUAGGAUUGAGAUAGAGUACCGUGUUGGCCAGCUCAAGCCAUCAUAUUGCUACAUAUCUUUCGAUGUUCCACCGGAUAUGUUACCUCCUUCACUUGCUGUUACAGAAGGCUCUGUUUCGUAUCAUAGCGAAACAAGGACAGUCUCAUGGGAAGUUGCAUCGCAAGUUUCUAGAGCUGUACUGACUGGUUGGAUUCCAAAUGAUAAGGCACAAUUUACUGAAAUUGUUACUUCAGUUAAAUUCACCAGUUUUGGGCCACUUAUAUCUGGAUUUUCAGUAGCAGAUAUAAAAUCUAGUGUAAAUGAUGAAACUGUAACAAAGAGUAUGAAAUGUCAGAUUGCUAGUGGACGAUACGAGUUUGCACCCCUCAAGUAG